UCUCCUGCCUCAGCCUCCCGAGUAGCUGGGACUACAGGCGCCCGCCACUACGCCCAGCCAAUUUUUUUGUAUUUUUAGUAGAGACGGGGUUUCACCGUGUUAGCCAGAAUGGUCUCGAUCUCCUGACCUCGUGAUCCGCCCGUCUCGGCCUCCCAAAGUGCUGGGAUUACAGGCGUGAGCCACUUCGCCAGGCUUUUUUUUUUUUUUUUUUUUUCAAGAGACAGAGUCUCAGUCGGUCGCCCAGCCUGGAGUGCAAUGGCGCGAUCUCGGCUCAGCAACCUCCGCCUCCCGGGUUCUAGCUAUUCUCCCGCCUUAGCCUCCUGAGUAGUUGGGAUUACAGGCGCGUGCCACAACGCCCGGCUAUUUUUUUUGUAUUUUUAGUAGAGAUGGGGUUUCACCAUUUUGACCAGGCUGGUCUCGAACUCCUGACCUCAAGUAAUACACCAGCCUCGGCCUCCCAAAGUGCUGGGAUUACAGGCGCCACGCCCGGACUUUUUUUUUUUUUUUUUUUUUAUAGGGUCUCAUUCUGUGGCCCAGGCUGGAGUGCAGUGGCGAUCCUGACUCACUGCAACCUCUGCUGCCUGGCUCAAGUGAUCCUCCUGUCAGCCUCUCGAGUAGCUGGGACUACAGGCGCGGUGCGGGCUAAUUUUUUAUUUUUUUAUUUUUUGUAGAAACGGGGUUUUGCCGUGAUCCCCAGGCAGGUCUGGAACUCCGGAGCUCAGGUAAUUCGCUCGCCUCGGCCUCCCAAAGUGCCGGGAUUAUAGGCGUGAGCCACCAUGCCCUGCCCUCCCGACCUUUUUGUAAUUCGGCUUCCUAGCAGCGUACAGAAGCCCCGCACUAGGGUACAGACAGGUCACGUGACACCAUCUCCUCACGUGACGCAGACUCUGGAGCGGGAGGAGGGCGGUGCUCCAGCUGCAUUGCGUCAUCACGUCGCGCGGCCGUAGGGACCAGACCCGGACGGCUCCAGAGCCUCCAGAGCCUCCGGGUCGGGGCGGCGGCGGCGGCGCUUUGGCUCUUCCUGAGCCGCCUGCUGGCGCCGCGCCCCACUCCAUCCCCACAGGCUGGGCACCGGCCCGGCGCGGCUGUGUGGGUUCGGGAGCGGAGUUGCAGAAUCCAAGGACCCAUUUUGUUCUUUCUCCGCACUGCUUUAUGGGAGGCAUUAUGGCCCCCAAAGACAUAAUGACAAAUACUCAUGCUAAAUCCAUCCUCAAUUCAAUGAACUCCCUCAGGAAGAGCAAUACCCUCUGUGAUGUGACGUUGAGAGUAGAGCAGAAAGACUUCCCUGCCCAUCGGAUUGUGCUGGCUGCCUGUAGUGAUUACUUCUGUGCCAUGUUCACUAGUGAGCUCUCAGAGAAGGGGAAACCUUAUGUUGACAUCCAAGGUUUGACUGCCUCUACCAUGGAAAUUUUAUUGGACUUUGUGUACACAGAAACAGUACAUGUGACAGUGGAGAAUGUACAAGAACUGCUUCCUGCAGCCUGUCUGCUUCAGUUGAAAGGUGUGAAACAAGCCUGCUGUGAGUUCUUAGAAAGUCAGUUGGACCCUUCUAAUUGCCUGGGUAUUAGGGAUUUUGCUGAAACCCACAAUUGUGUUGACCUGAUGCAAGCAGCUGAGGUUUUUAGCCAGAAGCAUUUUCCUGAAGUGGUACAGCAUGAAGAGUUCAUUCUUCUGAGUCAAGGAGAGGUGGAAAAGCUAAUCAAGUGCGAUGAAAUUCAGGUGGAUUCUGAAGAGCCAGUCUUUGAGGCUGUCAUCAACUGGGUGAAGCAUGCCAAGAAAGAGCGGGAAGAAUCCUUGCCUAACCUGCUACAGUAUGUGCGGAUGCCCCUGCUAACCCCCAGGUAUAUCACAGAUGUAAUAGAUGCUGAGCCUUUCAUCCGCUGUAGUUUACAAUGCAGGGAUCUGGUUGAUGAAGCAAAGAAGUUUCAUCUGAGGCCUGAACUUCGGAGUCAGAUGCAGGGACCCAGGACAAGGGCUCGCCUAGGAGCCAAUGAAGUGCUUUUGGUGGUUGGGGGCUUCGGAAGCCAGCAGUCUCCCAUUGACGUGGUAGAGAAAUAUGACCCCAAGACUCAGGAGUGGAGCUUUUUGCCAAGCAUCACUCGUAAGAGACGUUAUGUGGCCUCAGUGUCCCUACAUGACCGGAUCUACGUCAUUGGUGGCUAUGAUGGCCGUUCCCGCCUUAGUUCAGUGGAAUGUCUAGACUACACAGCAGAUGAGGAUGGGGUCUGGUAUUCUGUGGCCCCUAUGAAUGUCCGACGAGGUCUUGCUGGAGCCACCACCCUGGGAGAUAUGAUCUAUGUCUCUGGAGGCUUUGAUGGAAGCAGGCGUCACACCAGUAUGGAGCGGUAUGAUCCAAACAUUGACCAGUGGAGCAUGCUGGGAGAUAUGCAGACAGCCCGGGAAGGUGCCGGACUCGUAGUGGCCAGUGGAAUGAUCUACUGUCUAGGUGCAGGAGUAGCCCUGCUGAAUGACCAUAUUUAUGUGGUGGGGGGAUUUGAUGGUACAGCCCACCUUUCUUCCGUUGAAGCAUACAACAUUCGCACUGAUUCCUGGACAACUGUCACCAGUAUGACCACUCCACGAUGCUAUGUAGGGGCCACAGUGCUUCGGGGGAGACUCUAUGCAAUUGCAGGAUAUGAUGGUAAUUCCCUGCUAAGUAGCAUUGAAUGUUAUGACCCUAUCAUCGACAGCUGGGAAGUCGUGACAUCCAUGGGAACCCAGCGCUGUGAUGCUGGUGUUUGUGUUCUCCGCGAGAAGUGACCAUUGUUGGAGCACCAUCCAGAGCUAGUGACCAGUCCAGUGGACAGUUAGUGGGAGAAUCAAAAAUCCUUUCCAGAAUGUCUGUUUCUCACUGUGUGCACAGGGUGAUUACAGGCACCAGUGCAGUGAUGAUUGUACUUACUUGACACAUACUCCCCGUCGUCCUGGUUCUUGUUCAUGAGAAGGGUGGGUAACAGAUAUUCCAGGAAAAAGAAUCCAUUGAAUGGAUGUGAGAGACCACAUUGCCUCUCCCACUGCUUUGGGGAGCACUUUCCUGUCAUUUCUAACUUACCAUAUGCUUGGUGUACUAUAUGUAUGUUGUGCCUCAUAUGUUGCAAAGAACUAAGAUGAGUAUAGCCUACUAGAUAUGGGCAAUAUCCAGCCUAGAUGAUUGGAAAGAUACCAAUUUAAGUAAACUUGGUAAAAUCCAAGUCUUUUUUUUUUUUUUUCCAGGAACAACUACAUUUUCUCAUCUACAGGUAGCUAGGGGCAACACAGUUCCAUUCUAGAGGGAAACAAAAGGGAGAGCCCCACAAAACUUUGGGGACAACGGAGAGACUCAUCUGACACUUCUUUUGGAGGUUAGGAUUUGUAUAUCAGAAUUGAAGUUAGAAUAAGUGAAUUAAACUGAAUUUGAUUGUGAGUGAACCUAGAACAGCACUGAAGUAUUACAUAAGCUGGAAGACCGAGAUAUUUGAAGGAUCUUUUUAUUUCCCCAAGGUCUUUUGCACUGGAGAUAGCAUAAAAGAGUGAACAAAUGUUGGGAUGAGAGAAGAUGACAUCAAUGUGGGAGUUCAGUAUAACUGGGGAUAAACUAGAAGUACCUGUGAUUUUACAGUCAUCUUAUUACCUGCCAGAGCUCAUCUAGCCAUGGCAAUGUUUGCCUUGAAUGGGGGUGAAAGCCUUUCUUUGUUGAAUCAAAUACUACUACACUAUUACACUUCCACACUAUUUAUUUGGGGAUGGGCUGGGAGUGACAGUAGCCUAGUAGUUCAGCUACCUGAUUACUGCCCCAUUCUUUUAGAAGCACACUUCUGCCAAGGAGUGGUUUGUACUGCUGUGUUUGGUACAUUUAGCCUUUUUUCUGCUUUAAGUUUUCCUUACCUGUCCUUUAGUGUAGAUUUUAUUCAUCACAGGACAGAAUAAUCAAGGACAACCAAAAUCCUUUUGUUAGUUUCAGUACCUCAGCUAUCAACAUUUCUGAGCUAUCAUUCAAUGUUCCUCUGUGUCAUGGAGUGAAAUUCUUGUUUUGUGGGUAUUAGGAGUGUGGGAAUGUGAUAACCUGAACAACUUUUGCUCUGAAAUUCCAUUUUUCCCUCUUUCCCUGAGUUGUAUUGACCUACAGAGUUAAUUUCCUUUGUAUUUUUUUAAGAAAAUAUUAAAAAUCAACGGUCUCAAA
This is a messenger RNA of Pongo pygmaeus (Bornean orangutan), 4159 nucleotides long. It is a transcript of the gene KLHL12, whose product is annotated as kelch like family member 12. Lineage: Eukaryota; Metazoa; Chordata; Mammalia; Primates; Hominidae. The record is from RefSeq and is a predicted model, not a curated record. Gene Ontology annotation, cellular component: COPII-coated ER to Golgi transport vesicle. The transcript is spliced from 11 exons. The coding region runs from base 1153 to 2760 and encodes 535 amino acids. Gene Ontology annotation, biological process: COPII vesicle coat assembly; protein monoubiquitination. Gene Ontology annotation, molecular function: protein binding.